AUGAUAAUGUUUGCCAACAUCUUAAUCUGUUUAAUAUGUGUACAAAUUGUUACUGCUAAAAAGUUCGCCGUUUACACAAGCUUGGACUGUCCCGAACCUUACGUUAAUAUCAUUUCGGAUUACAAAUGUUAUUUGCUAAAAAAUGCCAAGGGAUUUUUAAUGAUGAAUACUGGUUUCAAAUUCAAGCAGGAUUUGUACAAUAUUACUCUAAAUUUUAAAGUAAAAAUAAGACGGGGCCCCAAACUCCUCGAAACCUAUUUGAACAUGAAUAUUGACAUUUGUGAUGCUAUGACAGUGGCUCAUAACCAUUUUCUAUUGAAAAUGAUUGCUUUGGAAAUACAACAUACCAGCAAUUUGCCGAUAGAAUGUCCUCUGAAAAAGGUAAAGAUGUUAACUCAAAUGUUUAGAUAG
Calliphora vicina (urban bluebottle blowfly) is the source of this 411-nucleotide messenger RNA. RefSeq lists its product as uncharacterized. NCBI's taxonomy places the organism in Eukaryota, Metazoa, Arthropoda, Insecta, Diptera, Calliphoridae. The transcript has 2 exons. The coding region runs from base 1 to 411 and encodes 136 amino acids. The record is from RefSeq and is a predicted model, not a curated record.